CGUACAGAGCAGAGUCAAGACAUGUUCCUAUCUUGAAAGCCAGAGCCCAGAGUCACCCUGCAACAACAGACUUAUAACGGUACAGUCGUCAUUUAUUGCAAUCUUAAGCCAAGGAGUCUACAAAGUUUAAUGCAAUAUGCAGAUUAAGUCCUGAAGAUAAACAUCUGAUGAUGGAUUCCACAGAGAACGAGCGGAUGUCAGUGCUUCUGUCAAAACUCAUCGAAAGGGCUUUCUCAGUGACACAAGAAGAGGUAGAUAUCAGAAGAAAGUCAUAUGUUUCAAUGGAGUAUUUUCAUAGUAAUAUGUCACUAUUUAUAGCUGGAAGUACUGGAGAGGGACUUAAUAUGUUGGGUUCCGAUGUAGAUAUAAUGCACAUUUUGAACAAUAUUAUAGUUAUGUACCCUGAUCAGUGUAUUCCUCCAAAUAUGGCACACAAAACAAUUCUGUACGCAAGAGCAGCAGAUUGCCGCCCUGGCUAUGUCUUCCUACAGCUUCAUCAGUUCCAAAAGAGAGAUCACUCUUUGUUAAUUGAUGCACUAGUUAGAAUUGAGGAUUCAAUAUUUGUUUCCAGUGAUAUCUUCAGAGAGCAAUUUGUCAGUAAAGACGGUAAAAUAACAGGGAAGAAAGUGGAAUCGAAUGGACCAGCCAGUACAUGUCACACAGUGUUAGAUGGACCACUAGACACUGUUGUGUGUUUUCCAUGUCAUGGUUGGCCAAAGGAAGCUAAUGAAUGGAUUACACGUACACGUCUGUAUGGAUGGCCACGUCAAACCUUGAUAGACAAUAUUGUACACCAUGGAUGUCAUCUUGUCCCAGUUGGAGACAAGUGUUCUGAGAACACUUUUCUCCAAUGGAGAAAUUCAUUUGCAACAGCAGAGAGAUCUUUAGUUCACUCCUUUAGUCACAUCCAAUUCAAAGUUUAUGCUUUGCUGAAAUAUUUAUUGAAACAAAUAAAAGGAAUAUUAAAAGAAACCAUUGGGGAUGACGACAUCUUGUGCUCCUAUUUCUUAAAGACAAUAAUUUUUCAUGCCAUUGAGAAUUCCAACCAACUAUUCUGGCAGGAGAAAAACCUAUUUUAUUGUUUUUGGUUUUGCUUCAAAAUACUUAUUGCUUUCGUCAGGGCAGGUUUCUGUCCCAGUUACUUCAUCCCAGCCAACAACUUAUUCAAAAGGAAAGUCCAUGGACAACAUCAGCAAAUUCUGUUAGAUGUUUUGAGAAACUACCAUCAGAUGAAGUGGAUGUGUCUUUCAGUAGGAAACUUCUUCAAACCUUCAAUAUGGGAACAACUGGAUAAUCCUUCAGUACAAGCGGAACUUGUGAGUCCCAUGACUACACAGGAAAUUGAGAUCAAUCAAGAUGAACUAAUCAUUCAAGGUAUACAAAAAAUUGAAUUUCCCAAAAUUGAAGUUUCCAUCUCUUCCAGGUGUUUUCUAAGGUCGGUCAGGAAGGCAAUUAAUUCAUUAUUGACACCACAGUCAGAAUCAGAUGAACUUUUCAGAUUCACUUUUGCUAUGAAAUACCUAAAACAUCUUGCAGCAGAGCAGGUUUAUCCGGAGCACAUGGUUGCUACAGACAACAAGACCAGGUACAGAAGUCUAAGGAAAUGUAAACGCUUGAUGAUUCCCGGAGCCUCCAUGGGAACUGAACUGCUACAUUUGGCAACUUCUCAUUUUUUGACUGGAAAUUACUUUAAACCUCUGGAAAUGUGCAAACAAGUGAUGAAACUAGCAUCAUAUUACUGCUCUCACAAACAUUUACAUCCAGAACUAAAGGCAAUGUACUGCCAUGAAUAUCAUCGAUUUAAUUUGACAGACAAGCUGAAGAAAAUGUACACAUACGUGUUGAUAUUUAUGAAGGAAGACUUGUAUCUUCCUCAUCUCUGUCAGGAAAUGUUAAAAGGACAUGCAUUUAGUAUCCCACCACUACCCUAUGCAUUGUUCCUGUCCUUCCUGUGCUGUCAUGAACUUAGAGAUACUACAGGGCGUGAUGAAGCAUUAAGGUUCCUCGUAGAGGUCCAGAGUGAUGAUGAACAAGGAGGACACGAAUUCUGGAUAGUCCACACUCUCCUGGGGAUCUGUUACCAGACACUCGGGAACAAUCACAGGGCCAUCAGGGCUUACUGGGAUUCAGCACAAUCACAGGCUAUCUUUCAAACACUGAAUCCUGCCAUUGAGAAGAUAGCUGUGGUGUAUCUAUGUAUGUAUGUCUCACAGAGGUCUGAUAGAGGAUAGCUGUGGCGUAUCUAUGUAUGUAUGUCUCACAGAGGUCUGACACAGGGUAUCUGUGGUGUAUCUAUGUAUGUAUAUCUCAUUGAGGUCUGAUAGAGGAUAGCUGUGGUGUAUCUAUGUAUGUAUGUCCCACAGAGGUCUGACACAGGGUAGCUGUGGCGUAUCUAUGUAUGUAUGUCUCCCAGAGGUCUGACACAGGGUAUCUGUGGCGUAUCUAUGUAUGUAUAUCUCAUUGAGGUCUGAUAGAGGAUAGCUGUGGUGUAUCUAUGUAUGUAUAUCUCACAGAGGUCUGACAGAGGAUAGCUGUGGCGUAUCUAUGUAUGUAUGUCUCACAGAGGUCUGACACAGGGUAUCUGUGGCGUAUCUAUGUAUGUAUAUCUCAUUGAGGUCUGACAGAGGUUAGCUGUGGUGUAUCUAUGUAUGUAUGUCUCACAGAGGUCUGACACAGGGUAGCUGUGGUGUAUCUAUGUAUGUAUAUCUCAUUGAGGUCUGAUAGAGGAUAGCAGUGGUGUAUCUUUGUAUGUCUGUCUCACAGAGGUCUGAUAGGGGAUAGCUGUGGUGUAUCUAUGUAUGUAUGUCUCACAGAGGUCUGAUAGGGGAUAGCAGUGGUGUAUCGAUGUAUGUAUGUCUCACAGAGGUCUGACAGAAGAUAGCAGUGGUGUAUCUAUGUAUGUAUGUCUCACAGAGGUCUGACAGAGGAUAGCUGUGGUGUAUCGAUGUAUGUAUGUCUCACAGUGGUCUGACAGAAGAUAGCAGUUGUGUAUCGAUGUAUGUAUGUCUCACAGAGGUCUGACAGAAGAUAGCAGUGGUGUAUCUAUGUAUGUAUGUCUCACAGAGGUCUGAUAGAGGAUAGCUGUGGUGUAUCUAUGUAUGUAUGUCUCA
Molecule: messenger RNA, 3110 nt
Organism: Mizuhopecten yessoensis (Yesso scallop)
Lineage: Eukaryota; Metazoa; Mollusca; Bivalvia; Pectinida; Pectinidae
Exons: 3
Coding region: 168-2231 (687 amino acids)
Source: RefSeq, a predicted model, not a curated record